This is a messenger RNA of Giardia duodenalis, 2256 nucleotides long. Its product is annotated as Ankyrin repeat protein 1. Gene Ontology annotation, molecular function: protein binding. Bases 1 to 2256 code for a protein of 751 amino acids. The transcript has a single exon. NCBI's taxonomy places the organism in Eukaryota, Fornicata, Diplomonadida, Hexamitidae. The record is from RefSeq and is a predicted model, not a curated record.
AUGUUUUCUACCGCCUCCAUUGCCUCAGAAAGCGACUGGUUUGAGGCCGUGAAGCAGUCCCGUCUCGGAGAUAUCAAAAACGCUGCUCACUCCUAUGCUGGAGCCGUGGACAACGCUGGGGAGACGGGUCUGAUGCUGGCCGCGCGUCUGGGGUACGAGUCGCUGGUUAACUUUUUGCUCCCCUAUGAGUCAGGACAAUUUAAUCUGCGUGGAGAAACGGCGCUAAUUAUUGCCAUGCAGGCCCACAAGCUCAAGAUAGUUCAGCUUUUGGCACCCCGCGAGGCUUCUGUCAAGCUAGAAAAAGGAGGGUCCGCACUCCACUAUGCCGUGAUUUACGAGUACCUGGACUCCAUCCCUAUCCUGGCUAAGUAUCUCAAGGAUGUCCCCGAUCCAGAGGGCCUGCUCCCCUUGGAACUUGCCGUCCGGACAGAAAACUUUGAGGCCACCGUGGAUCUUCUGUACUACGGUCAGCCUCACAGCCUCGCGAGUCUUACACGUGCACGGUCUCUCCUUUCAGACAAGCUUGGAGCCAAUUGGACACGUGAAUUUGAUAAGUACAUGUCUGCUGCUGAGGAUCAUUAUUUGAACGAUUCAGAUAGCUGCGGUAAGGUGCCAGAGGGUGGUACAUCAACUUAUACCGGAACUUCACGUAACAGUUAUCCACCCUUUUUUCUUGAGCGCACGGAAGAGGAUGCCUUAGUAGAACAGCCACAGCCACCCUACAGUCCAACUUCUGAGGACUACGGAGCAUUGGGGGCUGCAGCUGCCGCUGCAUCGCGAAACAAAAAUAAGUUUGGCAAUCUGAAUUUACAUGGUACCAAUCCAAUCAUACCAGAAGAGGACGAUAUUCCCAAGAUAGAAGACGUUGUAGAGCCUGAUCUAGAUUUUCCUGUGCGAUGUGAAUACGAUCCACAAGGUUAUAGUCCAAUCCAAGAGACUGUCAACCACACGGUUACAUCCCCGUCCAUCUUGACAGGGGAGCUGAUGAACUAUGAGAAUGCGCUUUUACAGCAACCAUCGUCAAGUAUAGGCAGGGAGCUAGAACUGGCAAUCUCUGAUGCUCGUUAUGAAGGGCAGCAUGACUCACAAGACGCUGCUCCUCAGGCACUCAUUUAUGACCCUGUGCAGCCCAAGAAUAUCGAUGCAAAGUCACGGCAAGAAGAACUUGCACGCAAAGCGGAGAUGGAAGACACCAGAUACAAAUAUUUCGAAAAAGACAUCGCCAAACUAACGGCAUCUGUUUCAAGGACAAGGACAGCCAAUGAUGUAUUGCAGCUCCUGGGAAGCUCAACAACCAUAGAAGAGGAUGCACUACCAAGAAACAAGUUCGUCCCUGAUAUUACUGCUUCUCAGCGUGUGGUUUCACCUCGUGGAAGUAUGCGGGCUAGCUCAGGGCCACGGUCCCCGAAUCGAAGAGCGAUCAAUUCUCAAGGAUUGGACGCGUCAUUCUCCAGUCGAUACUCCAAUGUGGAGAAGGCAGGCAGCAGGUUAUCUGGGAGCCGCACCACAGAGAACCUCCUCAAAGAUCUGGUGACAAGUAGGUAUUUGAAUGGCGAUACUGAGCUCAUUUAUUCGGUAAAGCACAAGAAUCUCCCCAUGGUCGAUCAGCUGGCCCCUUCGCAGCACGGUGAGCGAGACGCCGACGGGAAAACAGCCCUUCAUCUAGCAGCAGAACGCAACAACAAGCCAAUGAUAGAUAUCCUAGCGCAGUACGAGGCAAGUAUGUUUGAUAACGACGGCUGGACCGCUCUCAUGCGCCUUGCUGCACAGAAUGCAGUAGACUCUGUCUGGCCUCUUCUUGACAAGGAGGCGCGACUGCAGCGAGCAGCAGAUGGAUGGACGGCGCUGAUGAUCGCUGUAAUGCACGCCGACCUGGAGAUGGUUAAGAUAUUGGAGCCGUACGAGGUGGGAAUGCAGGCCCACGACGGGUCCACCGCGUUAAUACUAGCGAUAAAGGCUGAUAGACCCAGCGUGGCGACGUUCUUGUUUCAGAAGGAGCGGCAUAUAUGCGACAAAGACGGUAUAUCUGGCGAGCAGUGGGGAAUCAACCUCAAUCGGCCAUAUAUCAAAGCGAUACUUGUUGAGGAAGCGCGAAAACGAGAAGAGCAAAUGAGCAAGAAGCGCCAAAGUGUGGUUUUGCCUAAGUACGUCCCACGAUCACGUAUAACAAAGAUAGAGGCCAGAAGCCCAAGACGUAGUGACGCCAUGAGUGACGGUUACCGGCUUCCCUCCAUAUGGCUCAACGAAGUUGAUUAG